AUGAGCGCCGACGAAGCUGGAGACACAACCCCCAUCUCCGCCACAAAUGGCGAACCUCAUCCCGACCCUGCUACUAAUGCAACCUCUGGGAAACGGAAGCGCUCCACUCAGGACGACAAACCGAGCACUGAUUCAAGUGCCACCGCCUCGCGCGAUCGAGCAAAGCUCCAUGAAACUCUUCGCAGCUUGAUUGAGCUUCUACUGAAGCAUGACACCGAACUCCAACUCCUCUCUUGUCCCUUCCCAAAUACAACUGCUAAACCUCGAACGAAGCGCGCAAAGGUUUCUGGCGAUCCAGAAACCUCCAACAUCCAAACACGCGUCAAUUCGGGCAAAUACAACACGUUGCAAGAGUUUCUUUCCGACAUCGAAAGAGCAUCAGCUGCUGUAAUUGAACGUAAUCAAUCUCAGUCCAAUGGCGCGAAAGAGGAUGGGGCACCCUUGAAUGAGGUGGUCAACCGAAUCGCAGCAUUCAAAAAACAUAUGAACAGCUUGAUUGGCCAAUCCUUCGUCAACCAACCCGAGGUCAAAACAGAGACAAUGGAAGACGAUACCGACGAAUCAACAGAGCUUCACGCGAUCAAUAUCUGCCAGCGAGAGGAUAAGCCGGCUCUGACACUCUUUGGAAACCCAUCGAAUCCCAAGCAGCUAUUCUCAAGUCUUCAAAAAUCGGUGAAGGUGCCGUUGCAGUCCGAAUCAGGACCUGAGAAGUUUGUUGAAGUGCAGGAGGAGCUGCGCGAGGUCGCCCUGCCUAAUGGCAUUACAGCCACCAAAGUCAUCCCUUACAACCUUGAUGCUGCUCAACCAUCGAAGCGAACAUUUGGGGAGGUGUUCGCUCCACGCGAAACAUUACCAAAGCUGGAACCUCCGCGCAAACGAUCUCACCGGGCUAAUUCGACCACAUGGACGGAUCGCUUCGACGCCACUUUCGAUGUCAGGACAUUUUUGGGAGAGCGCAGCAACUACUGCCUAGCACCUCUCCCUUCAACCCAAUGGCUUCAAUACGGUGGAGUCACAUCAUCACCGUCCUACUGGGACCGUGUAGAAAAGCAUGCAGAAUCGGAUAAUGUUCAUCGGCAUGGCGAUCCUGCCCUUUGGACUGGCCCUGAUUCAUCUGCUUUCCAGGGUGUCUUCUCGUCAUUUGCUCCUUCUUACGACAGCUCUGGCGCGAUUGUACAGCUCGCUUCGAAGGAUAUGGUUUGGUGGGGACAACGGGGUGCGGACCGCGUGAACACCUUGCUGUCGGUCCCAUGGGGAGACGUCAAACAAAAUGCCACUCAAACCGCCCAGCCUGGCAAUAUUGGUGAACUUGAUGAGAGCAUUCUGGAUGAAAUGGUUGAGUCAUUCAACGCCCAAGACUUUGCUGGGGACAUCAUGGAGACCGAUCCGAGUAGUGAAGUCGACCCGGAAUCAAAAGAGAUCAAGCAAAUGCUUCAGGAAGUUUCCGACUUGCUCGACACUCUUAGUUCCUAUCAGCGACUUCGAAGUCUCAAACUUCCCUCUGAUCUCCAGCCGCCUGUUCAACAAGUGCCUGAGUUGAAUGAAACCCCUGGCCUUGAUGUGGGGGAUGUGGACACGCCCUCUGAAGAAGAGGCCCUUGUGUAUGAUACCCUCAAGUCAAGCCUUGCUGCAAUCGUCAGCAACUUGCCACCUUAUGCUGUCGCUAAAUUGGACGGUCAUCAGCUCGCUGAGUUGAAUAUCAGCCAAAAGGUUCUGAUUGACACUCCUGACUACAACGGCACCAUGGAAAAGGACGAUUUCACUUUGUCACAAGAAAGGGCUGCAGCAUUGCUCGCCGCAGCCAGUGCCGCAAAUCGAACUUCAACGCCUUCUACCUCGCGGCCUAGUAAUUACCAAGGCUCUCACAGUGCCUACAACCAACGUGCCUUUGCUUCCAAUGCUCGGGUUCCGCCUCAGCCCGGGUUCCAGGUCACGCCGCAGCACGCACGGCAGCCCUCUGCGCCAACUACAUACACGCAUGCUUAUGGUGCGGGUCGUCCACCGAGCACACCCAGUCAACGUCCAGGCGGCACUCCUCAAUACGCGCAAAUCAACCCGCAGUACAGCCAGGGCAGCCAGGCUCCCCAAUACCAGCGCCCUGCUUCCAAUGGAUAUGCCCAAGUGUCUCCACAGCCUUACACACCACAGCCCAGGCAGCCAGGCACAUUCAACGCCACGCCACAGGGACGCACGCCCUACGCGACUGCAACCUCGAACCAGCGAGCUCAGUACCCAGGCCAAACUCCUUCACAAGCUGGCUACUCAAACUCCGCCGCUAGUGCCACAUACUCUCGUAGUGCGGCCGAACAAGCUGCGCUGAUGGACAGGAACAAGGCGCAACUGGCAGCUCGACAGACAGGAGGCCACAGUCCCUCAACGCCUCAACCUCAAGGGCUGGAUGCCCGUGCUUCCCAAGAAGGCAGCAUAACACCAGGGAGCAAAGCAAAUGGGACCCCCCUUUCGACGUAG
Penicillium samsonianum is the source of this 2469-nucleotide messenger RNA. RefSeq lists its product as uncharacterized. The transcript has 2 exons. Lineage: Eukaryota; Fungi; Ascomycota; Eurotiomycetes; Eurotiales; Aspergillaceae. Bases 1 to 2469 code for a protein of 822 amino acids. The record is from RefSeq and is a predicted model, not a curated record.